AUGAAGUCUCUGACUUAUGAUGAAUUUGUUGGUUUCUUAGGCAAAUGGGUUACUCAAGAGUAUAAAAAGAUACCACUUGAAUGCUACCAACAAGUCGAAAUUGAAGCUAAAUUUGGGCGCAUAAAUAGUAAAAGUAACAGCACAGAAUUUAAAGAAAGUAAAAAAAUUAUUGUAUUGAACAAUGACUACCAUAUGAUACCCAGGAUAUCUAAGUUUGAUUUCGAUAGACUGAGGAAUAAGUAUAUCAAUACAAAAUUCAAUAAACUUAAAAAAUCAUCAACAAAAAAUUCAAAUAACCUAAGCCUGAGUGACUAUAGUGUAUCCACAAGUUUACCUGCCCCAUUAGACAAGGGCAGACUGCGACUUAAUAACGAGACAGCUAAACUUGAUUCAUUAAUUCAUAAAGAAAAAAUAUCGAAUAUUCUACUAUCCAUUCCUAAUAGUACUUACGGUUGCAAAAUAUCUUUUAACCUUGAAAUUGAGCUUCCAAAGGCUGUAUACAUUAACACAGAUUUAGACAAGUGCUAUAGAAGGCACAAACUUGGGAAUAGAAUAAGCAUGCCGCGAAGUAAAAAUACUUUAGAGUUGUUUAAAGUAUGUACAGAAAAUAGAGCAGGAAAAACAUUUGAAAAUUAUGAAGUCGAGAUUGAAUUGUGUUCAAAGAAUAUAGCAACUCUAAUUAAACAGGAAAACAAUAAAGAUCUAGAGAAGGAAAUUCGAAAAUUCUCGAACGACUUUCUAGAGAUUAAGAACACCUGUAAACUCAAGUCAAAAAAAUAG
Molecule: messenger RNA, 780 nt
Organism: Nakaseomyces glabratus
Lineage: Eukaryota; Fungi; Ascomycota; Saccharomycetes; Saccharomycetales; Saccharomycetaceae
Product: mRNA triphosphatase
Molecular function (GO): polynucleotide 5'-phosphatase activity
Source: RefSeq, a predicted model, not a curated record